This is a messenger RNA of Podarcis raffonei (Aeolian wall lizard), 4293 nucleotides long. RefSeq names its product SH2 domain containing 3A (gene SH2D3A). Gene Ontology annotation, biological process: small GTPase-mediated signal transduction; positive regulation of peptidyl-serine phosphorylation. NCBI's taxonomy places the organism in Eukaryota, Metazoa, Chordata, Lepidosauria, Squamata, Lacertidae. Bases 625 to 2565 code for a protein of 646 amino acids. The transcript is spliced from 11 exons. Gene Ontology annotation, molecular function: guanyl-nucleotide exchange factor activity; phosphotyrosine residue binding. The record is from RefSeq and is a predicted model, not a curated record.
GACAUUCCAGGCCCCUUUCCGCGGCUCCGCGCCUUCCUAUCGCGCCCAGGAGCGCAGCGGACACUGGCGAGUCGCCAGCGGGUUUGCCGCUUCGGACGGGCCCGGCGAGGUCUGGAGGAGAGCCGCCGCCCGGGCUCAGCAGGUGGCGAGGUCGGAAGGCGAGGCGCGCCCGGGGAAGCCCCUCCCCGGCUGCAGGUAGCCGCGGGGAGGAGGCAGCAGGCGCGGCUCGACGGCGAGCAGGAACGACCAGCGCGGCGCCCGGGCCUCGCGUGGAGACGCUGCCCGGUCGUAAUCGCUUCCAAGAGAGCUCGGCGGGAACCGGGAAGCCGCCGCCGGCCUCCCUCGGGGCGGGGAGUUCCGCGGUCCCCACCUUUGAAAAGGUGGGGCUUGCCUGGGAGCCGCGCUCCUUCGGGGGCGCCUUACUGCUCCUCGCCGCCGGCCUCACCCACCCGAAGGAGGAAAGGCUGUAGAGUCAGUGGCGGCAGGCUGGAAGGCAGUUCAGAAGCUGGUGAAUGGGGAACCGGUCAGAAGUCAUUUUCCGUGCAAAUUGUCAAUGUUUCUGGAGGAGAUAGAGGCACAUCUACCACUGGAGAAGUUGUUUCCUCAACAAGCCAUUAUUAGGAGAUGAUGAAGAAUAUGGAACUGGCUGGUGAGAAGCUGAGGAAGGAGCUGGAAGAGGAGUUGAAACUGGACCCUGAGCAACUUCGCAGCCACGCCUGGUACCACGGCUGUCUGCCACGGCAGGAGGCAGAGUCUCUGCUGCAGGAUGACGGAGAGUUCCUCAUUCGUGACUCACGGUCCAGCUCCGACGACUAUGUCCUGUCGUGCCGCUGGGGCGGCCAGGCACUGCAUUUCAAGAUCAUCCGCGUGGUGCUACGUCCCCGGAAGGGCUAUUCCCGCACACUCUUCCAGUUUGAGCAGGAGCAGUUUGACAACGUGCCCGCCCUGGUGCGCUUCUACGUGGGCAACCAGAAGGCCAUCUCGGACGCCUCGGGAGCCGUGGUGUCCCGGCCUGUCAACAGGAGCGUGCCCCUCCGCUGGCUGAAGGAGCGGUACAGUGACACUGGCCAACCCCCGGGGCCGGGCAGGGUGCCCCUUCGGCGCUUCAGCUUCCGUGCAGCUGCAGAUGUGGAGGACACGGGAGACGGGAGCUUGCUUCGGACAAAAGAUCGAAGUGGAAGUGACCCCAGUAGUCUAGACCAGUUGGAUCGGAAGCCGUCCUUGCAUGGUGCCCAGUCGGACAGCAAUUUGCUGACAGGUAGCCCAGAAACAUCACCUGGAGCCCAGGACCGGUGCCAGCUCCCUCCCCUGUCUCCUGCCUUCCGCACAGGCAGCGACCCUGUCCUGCGGCCCAAUGCCCUGAAGCCUCGCCCACUGGGAGGUCCACCAUUGAGCGGCUCUGAGGGACGGCUCCACUCCAAGGCUCCACCCAAACCUUUGAGGGCCCCGUCCAUGCUGGUGAACGACUACUGCGAACUGGUUCCCAAGGCUCCCGAAGGCCCCGGGAGCCAUGUGGAACGUCUACGGAAGGAAGAACGGUGGCGGGGCCAGGCCUACAUCACAGAGACGUCCUUUGGGUUCCUGGACACGGACGGGGCACCUUCUACCCUCCCCCCCACGGCGGAGGCUGCCGAGGAGCCAGAAUUCGAAUGGCCCCUGGUAGAGACCACCUCCUCCUUCCAGCCUCGCCACUUCAAGUCGCUGCUCUUGGCCCCUGACAACAAACCUCUGGAGCCCAGCGCCCUAAAACGUCUCAAGGACCUGUUUGCUCAGCACGACUGCCGGGCAACUGCCCUACACAUUCUCCAGGUAGAUUGCCAGGUUGCCAGAAUCAUUGGAGUGUCCAAGGAGCAGCGGCGGGCGAUGGGGGUCAGCUCAGGUCUGGAACUCAUAACCCUCCCUCAAGGGCAUCAGCUGCGGAAAGACCUGCUGGAAAGGCACCACCUCAUCGCUCUGGGCAUCGCUGUGGACAUCCUAGGCUGCACAGGGUCCCCAGCUGAGCGGGCGGCCAUUCUGCACAAGAUCAUUCAGCUGGCGGUAGAGCUGUGGAAGACAGCGGGGGACCUCUUUGCCCUCUCUGCUGUGAUGAAAGCCUUGCAGCUGCCGCAGAUCACACGACUGGAGCAAACAUGGAGGCACCUGCGCCAGAACCACACGCAGAGCGCCAUCACUUUUGAGAAGAUGUUGAAGCCUCUCAUGGGGUGCCUGAACCGGGCUGAAGGGAAUUCAGUCCCCACCCUGAAGGAGGUUGCAGUUCCCCACAUCCUGCCCCUCCUCUGCCUUAUGGAAGGAGAAGAAGUCUGGGGUAGCAACGAGGAGACCUGUGACGCUCUUCUACGGACACUGGAAGCAGCUCGGUUCAUGGCCACCAAUGCCAGUGCCUACCGAAUCAGCGCUGAAGCCAAGCUCCAAGGGUUCCAAGGUACUCCAGAACUCCUGGAAGCAUUCCAGACUGAGUUUUCCCUCCGCUUAUUCUGGGGCAGCAGAGGAGUCGAUGUGGACCGGGUGGAGAGGCACAAGAAAUUUGAACAGAUCCUGACUGUCCUUUCCCAGAAAUUGGAAUGAAUGGGACUAAGAGUUUUGCACUCCUGACACACCAGCUGGGAUGCACGCAGGGAACGGCAAAGAGUAAUUUGUCGAGAAGCCAAAGGAGGAAGCACCUGCUGCUGCUACGAGAAACUUCUGGGACUGGAAGGCGCAGGCGGCAGCGUCCGCAAGGAGCCGAGACUUUUCGGUGAGAUAGACAUUCCUUCUAGGAAACAAAUGGUCGUCUUUCUAUGCUGCCCAAGGCCAUUGGGGCCUCUCCCGGUCUUUGAGAAUACAGGCAGCCUCUGCUGGGGACUGAACAGGUAGAAAGCAGUCAAAGGCCUUUGUUACGACGUGGUGGAGGAAGCAUUCUGUUCCCAUCCUACUCUAGUUUGAAUGCCAAUUAAGAAUGCUACAGAUGGGGAAAUCUGGGAUUACCGGUGUGGUUUUAGAACCCAUGAAGUUACAUUUUACACACCCCUUCUGUUUCAGCACAUGCUUAUAGGUAUCUGUGUUGGUGUUUGGACCAAGGCUGUUGAAACUUAACUGCAGGUGUAUUUAAGCUCUCCCAGCUAACUGAUUAGUGGCAUUUGUCCAAUACUGAUGCUGGAAGGUGUCUCCCCACUCCAAAAUUAAAGGAGAUACUCAAGGCACGGUUCUUUCUAGAAUUAGAUGUAAUUAAUCUUAAGCAGUUGAGCACCCCCCCAAACCCUCAAGUUAUGAAACUCCCUCAUCUCACCGCAGCUCUGCUGUAGAAAUUGGGAAACGGUGGUCUUCCAGCAACCCCCAUAACCUAAUCCUGGGGGCUGCCAGCUGAGGGCUGAAGAGCCCCAGGUCUCCUAACACCCUUGCUUUACUAAUUGCCGUUUCAUAUUUUGCUGCCGUCUAUGUCAUGUAUGCUUUGCUUACAAGCCAUAGAGGCAGCUUAUGAUAAAGAGGGGGCAGAAAGUUUGGUUGGCAGGGGGUCUUUGUGAUAAAUAGGGACAGGGGGUAGUCCGCUCCCAAAUGAUCGACAUACACAGCCGUCUAGCAUUUUUAUAAACUUCUUAAAAAACCCGCACUUGGGAGGCCAGAGAAACCAACAGUCAACUGCACAGGCUAAAUUUUGUCUGCUAUUUACAUAAAGUGUAAAAAGGCACCAGCAAAUACAUUCUACAUCUCGAGAGAGAGUGUGGCUCGGGACCCCCAAAAUCCCCUUACCCCCCUCCAUGCUUUAUGGGGGAACCAGGGUUAAGAGCCAGGGACAUUUUACCGAUUAUGUGAGUAAGAAGCUAAACUGAGUGGUAAAAUAAAUUGGUCACUGUAUAAAAAGGCUAAUAUGUUAAAGAGUCCUCUUUUUUUGUUUUGUUUCCUAAAAACAAAGCCACACGAAAGUCCACAGAUCUGGGGGGCAGGAAGUAAUUGGUGGCUGUCCCCAAUGGCAAAAUUCAGGGUUCAGGGUAGUGACUCCAGGGAGCAGGCACUUCUGAAUGGCUGAAGGGGCCAGGCCAAUCAAUCCAGGAAAAAUAAAGUGCAUUUCAAGGAAAGAGGAGCUGGGUGAGUUUGAUGCGGCUGUGGCAUUUGGCCUGCCUUCCGAGCAGAGGGGUGGUGCUCACACCUUAUGCAGCGAUAGCAGCCGACUGCCUUGCCAAGCAGCUAUUCACAACCCGGUUCUCCCUCCACCCUACCCCAGAAAGUCAAUGGCAGGCACAGUGGCAUGAGGGUGCAAGUUAAAGGCUUCCUUUCAAUCCGGCUCCCUUCUCACUGGUACACACACAUACACACACA